Molecule: messenger RNA, 903 nt
Organism: Pestalotiopsis fici W106-1
Lineage: Eukaryota; Fungi; Ascomycota; Sordariomycetes; Amphisphaeriales; Sporocadaceae
Exons: 1
Coding region: 1-903 (300 amino acids)
Source: RefSeq, a predicted model, not a curated record
AUGCGAGUUCGCAAACUGGUCACUCUGCCUGUACGGCUUCCUCUCAAGCUUGUUGACAAGCUCGCACCCACUCUAAAGCGAUGGCGAAUCGAUCGCGCCUCAUCUGGUAGUUGCCCGGAAGAAGGUACAGCUGAGACCGUGUCGGAGAAGGCUCCCCAUACAUUACCAGUGGACUUACACCAACUAGAAGAAUGCCCCAUUUGCCAUGAUCCUGUCGGCGCUCCUAAUCCUGAAGGCACCAUUGAGUCCUGGAACUCCCUCGACUGCGGCCACAAAUUCGGUGACGUUUGCCUCCAGACCUGGCUCCAGGACUCUCUUGAUCGCGAAGAUCCGACCAACCCGGAUCCAACAUGUCCAAUCUGCCGCAGCGUGGCCAAACAUCCAAAUUGCGGGCAUCCGGUUUGCAAGCCACCGACAAUAGAUAUGGCCUGGCAUGCGUGGCAGCAGUACCAACAGGCCCUGCAGUUGGCGGCUGCUCUAGGAGGCGGACACCCAAGCCCAGGGCAUCGGCGCAAUCGGCUUCAGCGACGGGAAGGCCAUCCCAACAGACCAUCGUACACGCCACCGCGCCGGAUGGCCGACACAGUCGGAGAGUGCACCAUGUGCGCCGAGAUCUCAAAGAAGAGAGAGCAGGAAAAGCGGAUUCUCAGCGCAAUAGAGACGGGCCAUGCGCGCCAGGACAGCGAAGACGUAGAGGUUGCUGCCGUCAUAUCAAGAAAGAGCGGACUACUCAACCUGCGACGAAACAUACGAAGAUCGAAUGGCGAGUCAUCGAGUUCGCGCCCGGAUAGACAAGACCGAGGACGCAGCAUGGUCUGCAAUACCUCGGCACCGCGUCUUCCCACUCCCGCUCCAGUCGGCGAGAUGACCCUGGGCAGUCGGCGGAUAAGUUCUGUCUUUUAA